Molecule: messenger RNA, 2434 nt
Organism: Camponotus floridanus (Florida carpenter ant)
Lineage: Eukaryota; Metazoa; Arthropoda; Insecta; Hymenoptera; Formicidae
Exons: 6
Coding region: 1288-2013 (241 amino acids)
Biological process (GO): regulation of transcription by RNA polymerase II
Cellular component (GO): nucleus; transcription regulator complex
Molecular function (GO): DNA binding
Source: RefSeq, a predicted model, not a curated record
UUCAUUCGCUUUAAUAUUCUAAUGAAUCUAGAUGAAGAAGAAAACAUCGGCUUUUCACCACCUACCAUAUACGAUCAACAGUAUCCAGAUUUCGUAGACAAUAUACUAAAGGAAACAGCCGAUGAUUUUGAAAAAGAAAAAAAAUGAAGGUCUUUCUAACAGAGAAUAAUACGUAAAGGAAAAAACUUGUUAAAUAUUGCGCAACAUUCAAUAUCCGGCUGUCAAAAUUUAAAAGGGAUUUGUACAACAGAUCAAUCGAAUUGGAGAUAAGUUAACAGAAUGUCAACAAAACUGCAACAGAAAUAUUUGAUAGUGUUUUAACGGUGAAAUAGUAACAUUUCAAAUUGAUUUAUCAUGUAUCUUUCCACGUUAAUAAUCAAUAUAAAUACAAUCACGGAUUCUAAAUUAAGACUUCUAAUGCACCUUGGAUGAUCGAAACGAUGCCAAAAAUAACACGAUUCGAAAUAUUGUUGGUGCAGAAUCUAGAAUUCUGUGGAGGAAAGAAUAAAUCGCGAAGAAUAUCUCGAUGGAAAAAAUUGAUAGCAGUCAACGGCAAUUACUUAAUAGCACCGAAACUGUAAUCUCGCAUUUGAGCUUUAUUUGACGAAUACGAUGACGAAAGCCUCCGCGAUAACAGCUUAAUAAAACGCAACAUCCUGAAAAAAAAAGAAUCCUGCACACGCGAAUAUCUCGCCGGCAGUCUACGUGUCCGAUUGGUGUUGCGCGGCGACGCGAUUCCGUCUUUCAGCCCGCUCUCGACCCGCGCGCGGCCCGACCGAUGCGCUGGUCUGGCAACGUCGCGGGCGGCAUAGAUUCCGCUCCGCAACCGCAACCGCAUUUGCCGGGUCGCCAUGAUACCAAAGCCGUGCUGGCCGUGCAACGGUUUCUCCGCAGUGACGCGCAAGCCGCUGCCGAGGACGCGACGUGACGCGAACGUUGGACGCGCACGGCCUGCCUGGGACCGCCUGCGGCUGUUCCGUUGCUACCUUUUGCGUCGACCGUGCCGAUCAAUCGGAGAAUCACCGGUGUGACGGAAGAGCUGUCUUACGCGAAUCGAUCGUUGAUCGCCGAUCGAUCGUUUGCGUGACUCCUCAAGUUCCAGAGACUUUUCUUUCACGCAUCUUCGGAUGAAAGAUCCCUCCAUCGCCGAUUUCCGAUUUCGAUCGCGAAAAGAUUUUCAAAUAUAGAGCCCAAUCGUCUCGCGGCAAAAGGUGCGAGAUCGACUCGGGAAAGGUAGAAGGAAGAUCGAGCGAGGGAAGACCGAGGAAAGAGAGAGAAUCUCGGGACAUGUUUGACACAGAACGGUUUAUCGAGGAGAUAGAGAGGCGACCGGCGAUCUACGACGUGAAUCGCGGCGAGUACAACGACCGUAAUGCCAAGAUGACUGCGUGGGACGAGGUCUGCCAGGUGAUGGUACCGAAUUGGGCGCGCUUGACGGACGAGGAGAGAAACGUGGAAGAAAAAAAUUUGCGCGGAAAAUGGAGGAAUAUACGAGAUUAUUUCAUGAAAGAACUUAAACUUCAAAAAUCGCAAAAGUCCGGACCUGCCGGACGGAAGCGGAAGAAAUAUAUGUAUUUCGAUCGACUGCUGUUUCUCAUGCCGACAGUGGAAAACAAAAGAAGUUCCGUGAUGAUUUCUUGCAAGUCGGAGGAGAGCGAGGGUGAGAUGGACAAUCCCGUGAUCGAGGAAUACGAUCCCCUUAGUCAAGGUAGCACUUCCGUAACGGGCAGUAGAGAAUAUCUUCAAGCAGGUACUCCAUCUUAUAAGGUGUGUCCGCGUUAUUCGAAACAACUCUGCGAGACGUCCUUUACGCCUUUCGACAACGAGAUACACGACAUCCUCUCCUCGCAUAGUAGCCAACGCGUUACCUUCGACGAGGACGACUACGACAAGAUGUUUCUCCUAUCGUUGUUGCCAAUUAUUAGACAGGUGCCAGAGGAAAAGAAAUUAGAUGUCAGGAUACAGAUACAACAAGUCCUGGCCAUGGCACUCCGCUCGUCUGAUAAUAAGUGAGUCAUCUGGCGUGUUUUUUGGAGGAAAAGAGGAGAAAAAGGAAAGGAGGAAGAAGAGUAAACACACGUGCCGUGUCGUCGUUCCGAGAAAGAUUUUACGAUGAUUUAAUUAUAUCAUUUAUAUCCGUCCUGUUUAAAUAUUUUAUAUCUCAAAUACGUUAUUUUUUACGGAUUUUUUUACAACGGAAAUGAUUUAAUAUGAUCAUUAUUCUUUCUUCUUUCUAGCAUAAGAUUCAAUUCUUCCUCACAGAUAUUUAAAUAUGAUACUUUUUGUAUUGUAGGUUUUUUAUUGUCAUUAUAGUGAUGUUUGGCAAAAAAAUACUUUGAUAAAUCUAAAAUAUUAGCAUAAGCUCUUUAAUAAUGCAAACAUGACGCGAUUAUAGUAAUACAUGUAUAGCAUAAUACAAAUUUUAUAAACUAUA